AUGAGUUCCAACACGUACAAAGGCGGUCUAGCCGUUGGCGGUUCCGCUCUCGACAAGUCCAAGUUGCAGCUGCGUCGUCCCACCCCAGACAGUGAUGUCUUGGCAUCCAGUGACGAUGACCGCGAGCACGUGGCUCCCGUUGUUCGUCAGGCGUACCCUGGCGUCCGACGCCCCUCUUCUGGUUGGCUUCAAGACAUCCAACCGAACCGCAAGUUCUCGCUGCCCUCGGUGUCGUUUGCCGGGUCGCAGCCGACGACGCCGUCGCUCGAGCUGCCGCAGCAAACACGUCCCAGCACCUCUGCAUUUCCCUGGAACACGCCUAGCUUCACUUCGAGUUCCAACAGCCGCUUGAAGGAAGUCGCCCCAUCGCCUACCUCUGCAUACCCACCCAGUGACAAACCCCUUCCCUCUCCCACCAUGCUCGAGGGCGACGACGGCAUUGGCUUCCUUCUCAACCAGCAGGUCCCAAACCCAUUCCGCAAAGCCGUCCGCUCGCAAUCCUACAGCAUAGGACAGGGCGACAUUGAGCACAGUCCCGUCAGCCGCUUCUCGCGCCAGCCGACUGGUGUCAAUCUGCGCCAUCGGCCUUCCAAGCCAAGCCUUCUAGGUGAGCCUGCCGUCGGUCUUUCUCAGCUGCGCGAAGACGACGUCGAUGAUAUUGAGUCGUCCAACGGAUCAGAACACGGAGUGCGCCUGCCUGCUGGAUACUGGGAGCGCGAGCAGAAGCAAGCUUUGUUGAAGCAAGCUGCCAUGGAGAAUGCGCGCGCCCGCAACCGAGCUACCUCGACUGGCUCGCCGGUUUCACAGCUCCAACAGCAGCGCCGCAAGACUACUGCUGGCCUGCGCAACAGCUCAUACAACAACGCCGCCGAGUAUGCCAUUGAGGAGCUCGACGACAGCGACCCAUCUCUGAACAUUCCCACACCAGGACUGACUCGGCGAUUCAGCGAGCACGUUUCUGUCCUCAAACGCGACCACGAGGUUGAGAUUGUCGACAGCCCACAGAAGCCGCAGUGGACGACGGGCAACAUUUCUCCUGCAGAAAUGGACCCUCUUGGUCGUCGCCACUCGUUCGCACACUACGGGAGCUACAAUUCCACCAUGCCACUCUCGACGCUGAGCAACACGCAGGAAGAGGAAGAAGAGUACAUGUCGCCCCGACAGACUUCUCCCAACGAGGACAACGAGCCGUUUGAUGCCGCAGCCUACUUCACUGGUUACGGCCCUGCAUCUCGUGCCAUCAAUUCGUCUGCCAUCUCCGCAGCUCACCCAGACCCGAUUGUGCCCAACACUGCAAUGUCCGCCAGCAACCCUUACGCCGUGCCUCCUGUCCUCGGACGGCCUACUCGCCGCUUGUUUGUCGUCACAUUCAAGUGCUCUCGAGCCGACAUCUAUUACCUCUACGAAAACACUGGUCUUGAGAUCCGCCGUGGUGACCUUGUCAUUGUCGAGGGCGACCGUGGCUGCGAUCUUGGGCAAGUCACCCAUGCCGAUGUGACAAUGGAGGAAGCCAAGAAGUUCAAGGCCGAGGCAAACGACGAGCAUUUCCGUUGGCUCGUCAUGUUCUCCCAGUACUCUCUGGCUGGCACCCAAAACGACUCUGGAAUGCUGGGUGCUCUCGCGCGUGCCAACGGAUUCCCGAACCCCAUGAGCCGUACGGGAAUGGCAGGCCAGCAGGAAGCUGAGACUUUGAAGCCAAAGAUGAUCAAGCGCCUCGCUCAGCAGCAUGAGAUUAUGGGACUGCGUGAGAAGGAGGGCGGAGAGGCAAAGGCCAAGCGCCUGGGCGCACAGAAGGCUGCUGACCACAAGUUGCCUAUGGAGAUCUUGGAUGCCGAGUACCAAGCCGAUUACCACAAGCUCACCUACUUCUACUAUGCCGAGUCCUAUGUCAACUUCAACGAGCUCGUUACCGACUUGUUCAAGCAGUACAAGGUCCGCAUUUGGAUGUCGGCUGUCAAUCCGGCAUCUGUCGUCAAUCCGGCAGGCAUGUCUCAAAUUCCGCCACCCUCAGCCAUCGGGCCCGGAGCGAUCCUCACCUCCAACACCAACGCGCCCCUCUCUGUCGGCCCUGGCUUCGGCUCCAACACCAACCGCCCUGCUCAGCAGUACAGCCAAGGUCGCAACCAUGGCGGAUAUGGAAACUACGAGGAGGGCUUCCACGCCUUUUCACACCAGAUUCCCGCCUAUCCUACACAGGCUCAGUACGGCAUGCAGCCAUGGACCCAUGGUCAGCAGAUGGCACCUCACAUGUACCGGAACUACUACCCCAAUGUGAGUGCGAGUGGCAGUCCGAUGAACUAUGCAGCUGCUGGCUACUAUCCGCCCACCUCGUUUCCUUCGUCGUAUGGUGGAAGUUAUGGACCAAGCACAACCACGGCUGGAUACACUGCCCCGCGCAACUACACCUCAAACGCCGGCCCCAAUUUCAAUAGCCACGCAUCCACAUCCUAUGGCGGCAAUGCUCCCUAUACCUCGGCGCCUGGCCAAUCCAACGGUAGUGCCUACUAUGGUACCUCUGCAGGUCAACCCAACGGCACCUCGGGCACUUAUGCCGGUAGUGGUGCUCACACGGCCACCAGUGCAGCUCAUCCCAGCGCCAACUAUGACGCCGGCUUGAUGAAUGCCAUGCAAAGCAUGUCUCUUGGCAACCAGGCAAACUGA
Molecule: messenger RNA, 2661 nt
Organism: Exserohilum turcica Et28A
Lineage: Eukaryota; Fungi; Ascomycota; Dothideomycetes; Pleosporales; Pleosporaceae
Exons: 3
Coding region: 1-2661 (886 amino acids)
Cellular component (GO): cytoplasm
Source: RefSeq, a predicted model, not a curated record